Tupaia belangeri chinensis (Chinese tree shrew) is the source of this 7127-nucleotide messenger RNA. RefSeq names its product neurexin 3 (gene NRXN3). The coding region runs from base 843 to 5777 and encodes 1644 amino acids. NCBI's taxonomy places the organism in Eukaryota, Metazoa, Chordata, Mammalia, Scandentia, Tupaiidae. The record is from RefSeq and is a predicted model, not a curated record. The transcript is spliced from 20 exons.
CACCUCUAACACCCCUCCCUGCUUCCCUGCCACUCCCUCCCUGAGAGAGAGAGAGAAAGAAAAAGGAGAAAGAUUCUGGAAUUUGAACCUUCAAAAGAGGAAACAUACCCAGCAAACUCAGUUGAUUAAACAUCAAACAAACAGAUCCCAAAUCUUCUGUUCAACUGGAAAGGUGUUUCCUCUGGAGUCUCGGGUGGCAGGUUGUAGGCAAGACUGCCUCUGACCGGCACCAUGAAGCCUGAGCCUGCUUCCGCUCUGCCCUGGACACUGCUCUGCCUGAGCACUCAGCUCCUCAUCACCUCCCUCCCUGUGGCCCACUGCUGCUAGGAGGUAGACCUGCAGGACUGGUCCUUUGCCUGUUUCUACCUUUCACCUGGCUCACCUUACUGUUAGCUCUGCCUUCAUCACGGCACCCCCAGCCCCAGCCCUCUCCCCGGCCUUCCUGGCUGGGGUGUGUGGGGGUCUGUUGGGAGGAGUGCAUUGCUGAAAGCUUCCUCCCGCCUUUGUGCACUUUAUCCUCCUUGAAUCAAGGCCUCCGGAUCCACAUGGAUAGCUGAGAUCUUUUCUUGGAGAAGGACACAGUCCUCUUCACUCCAGUCCUCAAUUUCCCCACCUGAUUGCCCUCCUCUUCUGUUGCCGCUGCCUCCCUAUUGCAUCUCUUGCCCGUGGGCCCAUCUGAACCUGUCUUAUUUGCUUUCCUCCUUCCUCACCAUCUUGAUAUUUGUGUGUGUAUCUCCUUUCCCUUGUGUGCUCUCUGUGCCCCCACUUCUGUCCUGUCUUCUUCUGCCUAAGGGCUAUUCCCUGAUCUGCCUGUUUCUCUGGGCCCUGUCCCAGCAGCCACGAUGAGCUUCACUUUCCACUCGGUUUUCUUCACCCUGAAGGCGAGCGUCCUGCUGGGGUCUCUGCUGGGGCUCUGCUUGGGCCUUGAGUUCAUGGGCCUCCCUAACCAGUGGGCCCGCUACCUCCGUUGGGACGCCAGCACGCGCAGUGAGCUGAGUUUCCAGUUCAAGACCAAUGUCUCCACUGGGCUGCUGCUCUACCUGGAUGAUGGUGGCGUCUGUGACUUCCUCUGCCUCUCUCUGGUGGAUGGCCGAGUUCAGCUCCGCUUCAGCAUGGACUGCGCUGAGACUGCUGUGUUGUCCAACAAACAGGUGAACGACAGCAGCUGGCACUUCCUCAUGGUGAGACGUGAUCACCUGCGCACAGUGCUGGUUCUUGAUGGUGAGGGACAGUCCGGUGAGCUGCAGCCCCAGCGGCCCUACAUGGAUGUGGUCAGUGACUUGUUCCUUGGUGGAGUCCCUGCUGACAUUCGACCUUCUGCCCUGACCCUUGAUGGAGUACAGGCCAUGCCCGGUUUCAAGGGAUUAAUCCUGGAUCUCAAGUAUGGCAACUCGGAGCCUCGGCUUCUGGGGAGCCAGGGCAUCCAGGUGGAUGCUGAGGGACCCUGUGGUGAGCUUCCUUGUGAGAAUGGUGGGAUCUGCUUUCUCCUGGAUGGCCACCCCACCUGUGACUGUUCCACCACUGGCUAUAGUGGCAAGCUCUGCUCAGAAGAUGCCAGUCAAGGUCCAGGCCUCUCCCACCUCAUGAUGAGCGAACAAGCCCGAGAGGAGAAUGUGGCCACUUUCCGAGGCUCAGAGUACCUGUGCUACGACCUGUCUCAGAACCCCAUCCAGAGCAGCAGUGAUGAAAUCACCCUGUCCUUUAAGACCUGGCAGCGGAAUGGGCUCAUCCUGCACACGGGCAAGUCGGCUGACUAUGUCAACCUGGCUCUGAAGGAUGGUGCAGUCUCCUUGGUCAUUAACCUGGGUUCUGGGGCCUUUGAGGCCAUAGUGGAGCCUGUGAAUGGAAAAUUCAACGACAACGCCUGGCAUGAUGUCAAAGUGACCCGCAACCUCCGACAGGUGACAAUCUCUGUGGAUGGCAUUCUUACCACGACGGGAUACACUCAAGAGGACUACACCAUGCUGGGCUCAGAUGACUUCUUCUACGUGGGAGGAAGCCCAAGUACUGCUGACUUGCCAGGUUCACCCGUCAGCAACAACUUCAUGGGUUGCCUCAAAGAGGUUGUUUAUAAGAAUAAUGACAUCCGUCUGGAACUGUCUCGCCUGGCCCGGAUUGGGGACACCAAGAUGAAAAUCUAUGGUGAAGUUGUGUUCAAGUGUGAAAAUGUGGCCACACUAGACCCCAUCAACUUUGAGACCCCAGAAGCUUACAUCAGCUUGCCCAAGUGGAACACGAAACGUAUGGGCUCCAUUUCCUUUGACUUCCGUACCACUGAACCCAAUGGUCUGAUCCUUUUCACUCAUGGAAAGCCCCAAGAGAGGAAGGAUGCUCGGAGCCAAAAGAACACAAAGGUAGACUUCUUUGCUGUGGAACUUCUGGAUGGCAACCUGUAUUUGCUGCUUGAUAUGGGCUCAGGCACCAUCAAAGUGAAAGCCACUCAGAAGAAAGCCAAUGAUGGAGAAUGGUACCACGUGGAUAUUCAGAGAGAUGGCAGAUCAGGUACCAUAUCAGUGAACAGCAGGCGCACACCCUUCACAGCCAGUGGGGAGAGCGAAAUCCUGGACUUGGAGGGUGACAUGUACUUGGGCGGGCUGCCGGAGAACCGCGCUGGCCUCAUCCUCCCCACCGAGCUCUGGACCGCCAUGCUCAACUACGGCUACGUGGGCUGCAUCCGUGACCUGUUCAUUGACGGGCGUAGCAAGAACAUCCGACAGCUGGCGGAGAUGCAGAACGCUGCCGGCGUCAAGUCCUCCUGUUCGCGGAUGAGCGCCAAGCAGUGUGACAGCUACCCCUGCAAGAACAAUGCCGUGUGCAAGGACGGCUGGAACCGCUUCAUCUGUGACUGCACCGGCACCGGAUACUGGGGAAGAACCUGUGAGAGGGAGGCGUCCAUCCUGAGUUAUGAUGGCAGCAUGUACAUGAAGAUCAUCAUGCCCAUGGUCAUGCACACGGAAGCAGAGGAUGUGUCCUUCCGCUUUAUGUCCCAGCGAGCUUAUGGGCUGCUGGUGGCUACCACCUCCAGGGACUCAGCUGACACCCUGCGUCUGGAGCUGGAUGGGGGGCGUGUCAAGCUCAUGGUUAACUUAGACUGUAUCAGGAUAAACUGUAACUCCAGCAAAGGACCUGAGACCCUGUAUGCAGGGCAGAAGCUCAAUGACAACGAGUGGCACACCGUCCGGGUGGUGCGGAGAGGAAAAAGCCUUAAGUUAACUGUGGAUGAUGAUGUGGCCGAGGGUACAAUGGUGGGAGACCAUACUCGCCUGGAGUUCCACAAUAUUGAAACAGGAAUCAUGACUGAGAAACGGUACAUCUCCGUUGUCCCCUCCAGUUUCAUUGGCCACCUGCAGAGCCUCAUGUUUAAUGGCCUGCUCUACAUUGACUUGUGCAAAAAUGGUGACAUUGAUUACUGUGAGCUAAAGGCUCGUUUUGGACUGAGGAACAUCAUCGCUGACCCUGUCACCUUUAAGACCAAGAGCAGCUACCUGAGCCUCGCCACCCUUCAGGCUUACACCUCCAUGCACCUCUUCUUCCAGUUCAAGACCACCUCAGCUGAUGGCUUCAUUCUCUUCAACAGUGGCGAUGGCAAUGACUUCAUUGCUGUUGAGCUGGUCAAGGGGUAUAUACACUAUGUGUUUGAUCUUGGAAAUGGUCCCAAUGUGAUCAAAGGCAACAGUGACCGUCCCUUGAAUGAUAACCAGUGGCACAACGUCGUCAUUACUCGGGACAACAGUAAUACCCACAGCCUGAAAGUGGACACCAAAGUAGUCACUCAGGUGAUCAACGGUGCCAAAAAUCUGGAUUUGAAAGGUGACCUCUACAUGGCUGGCUUGGCCCAAGGAAUGUACAGUAACCUCCCAAAGCUUGUGGCCUCCCGAGAUGGCUUUCAGGGCUGUUUGGCAUCAGUGGACUUGAAUGGGCGUCUGCCAGACCUCAUCAAUGAUGCGCUCCAUAGGAGUGGACAGAUCGAGCGUGGCUGUGAAGGACCCAGUACCACCUGCCAGGAAGAUUCGUGUGCUAACCAAGGGGUCUGCAUGCAGCAGUGGGAAGGCUUCACCUGUGACUGUUCCAUGACCUCCUACUCUGGAAACCAGUGCAAUGAUCCUGGCGCUACAUACAUCUUUGGGAAAAGCGGUGGCCUCAUCCUGUACACUUGGCCGGCCAAUGACAGACCCAGCACACGCUCCGACCGCCUUGCCGUGGGCUUCAGCACCACCGUGAAGGAUGGCAUCUUGGUCCGCAUUGACAGUGCUCCAGGACUUGGCGACUUCCUCCAGCUUCACAUAGAACAGGGGAAAAUUGGAGUUGUCUUCAAUAUUGGCACUGUCGACAUCUCUAUCAAAGAAGAACGAACCCCCGUGAACGAUGGUAAAUACCAUGUGGUGCGAUUCACCAGGAAUGGUGGCAACGCCACGCUCCAGGUGGACAACUGGCCAGUGAAUGAGCAUUAUCCUACAGGCCGGCAGUUAACCAUCUUCAACACUCAGGCGCAAAUAGCCAUUGGUGGAAAGGACAAAGGACGCCUCUUCCAAGGCCAACUCUCUGGGCUCUAUUAUGAUGGUUUGAAAGUACUGAACAUGGCAGCUGAGAACAACCCCAAUAUUAAAAUCAAUGGAAGCGUCCGGCUGGUGGGAGAAGUGCCAUCAAUCUUGGGAACAACACAGACAACCUCCAUGCCACCAGAAAUGUCUACUACUGUCAUGGAAACUACCACUACAAUGGCUACUACCACAACUCGCAAGAAUCGCUCUACAUCUGUUCAGCCAACAUCAGAUGACCUUGUUUCAUCUGCUGAAUGUUCAAGUGAUGAUGAAGACUUCGUUGAAUGUGAGCCGAGUACAGGUAGGUCAGGAGGUGAAUUAGUUAUCCCUCUUCUUGUAGAAGACCCUUUAGCUACCCCUGCUAUUGCUACUCGUGCACCUUCCAUUACACUCGCCCCUACCUUUCGCCCCCUCCUCACCAUUAUUGAGACCACCAAAGAUUCCCUGUCCAUGACCUCUGAGGCGGGGUUACCUUGCUUGUCGGACCAAGGCAGCGAUGGUUGUGAUGAUGAUGGCUUGGUGAUAUCUGGGUAUGGCUCAGGGGAAACCUUUGACUCUAACCUGCCCCCUACUGAUGAUGAAGAUUUUUACACCACCUUCUCCUUGGUAACAGAUAAGAGUCUUUCCACUUCAAUCUUCGAAGGUGGCUACAAAGCACAUGCGCCCAAGUGGGAAUCCAAGGACUUUAGACCUAACAAAGUCUCGGAAACUAGUAGGACUACUACCACAUCUUUAUCCCCUGAGCUGAUCCGCUUCACAGCUUCCUCCUCGUCUGGGAUGGUGCCCAAAUUGCCAGCUGGCAAAAUGAAUAACCGUGAUCUCAAACCCCAGCCUGAUAUAGUCUUGCUUCCGUUGCCCACUGCCUAUGAGCUAGACAGCACCAAACUGAAGAGCCCACUAAUUACUUCCCCCAUGUUCCGUAAUGUGCCCACAGCAAACCCCACGGAGCCAGGAAUCAGACGGGUUCCGGGGGCCUCAGAGGUGAUCCGGGAGUCGAGCAGUACGACAGGGAUGGUCGUCGGCAUUGUGGCUGCUGCUGCCCUCUGCAUACUGAUCCUCCUGUACGCCAUGUACAAGUACAGGAACAGGGACGAGGGGUCCUAUCAAGUGGACGAGACGCGGAACUACAUCAGCAACUCGGCCCAGAGCAACGGCACGCUCAUGAAGGAGAAGCAGCAGAGCUCGAAGAGCGGCCACAAGAAACAGAAAAACAAGGACAAAGAGUACUACGUGUAAACGUGGUCACACGGAUGACACAGGAGUUCGAGACACAGAGUUCUUUCUACAUAAAUCUCUAGAUACUUUGGCAAGGAGAUUUAACAGACGUCAGAACUGUUACACCUAGGAGAUGGGGAUUCCAUGACUAGGGUGGGGAAAACCAUUUUUAAACGGACACACACAAAGAUGUAUCUAUCCCUACAGUUCAGCCAUGGCUGCCGUGUUUCAGUCAUCGCUCGGAGACAGAAAGUUCUUUCUGCCCUGCUGUAUCAUAAAGCACACACUUUGCGCUCUGGAGCAACCCCCAUGGCUCCACCACUUUUCGCAAACUGGAAGCUUCCUUCUCUUGAGGACCUUUUACUAAAGGUAGAAGACUUCAUGGCUUACUUGUUCCAUAACUCCAAGUGAGUCUGUAAUGAUGUUUGUGAAGCUUGACUGUAACCAUGUUUUUUUUUUCAGUUUAAUUAUGUAAAAAAAAAAGCAAACAAACAAAAAAAAUACAAACACAAAAAAGAGAAAAAAAGUUUAAAAACAAAAACAAACAAAAAAAAAACAAUCCUUAUCUGGUUCAGGCCAGUGUGCGUGUAAUUUUUCAAGAUCUGAGGGGAAAAAAUGGCUUUUGGGUUUAUGUUUAUUUUUUUGAGAAUGACUGGACCUAAGUUAAGAAGAAGAGAAAAAAAAAAAAAAAACUCAGAAAACAAAAGUAAGAGAGACUAUUUGCCAUAUGAACUCAAAAGCUACCAUGGUGUUCACUCUACAUAUCAGGUCGUGGUGUCUCUAGAAUCUGUUGUUUGUUUCCUAUAAGAUGCUUUGCUGAACACAUAGCAAAACCCAUGUGAUGGAUGAUAAUAUUGCUUUGAAAAACUGGUUCCCCAGGAUCUAAUUCCAGAAUUUACCACCCAAACCCCAAACAGAGGGUUUAAGGCGGGUUUCCUCAGAGCUAUUGGCUUUACUUAACAAUUUUGUACCUGUCUAACAACCCAGCCAAAUUGUGUUAAAGGGGAAUGAAAGCCCCAUAAACUAAAACAGCCUUUCCUAGAGAAGGGAAAGGGAGGGGGUGGGCUGGAUCUGUAACUGAUUGAGAUGCAUGCAAAUAAAAAAGAAAAGACAAUACUUAAAUCCGCGAAGGAAUCAAAAUAGACAAUGGGGAGUUUAACCUGUGAUGGAACACACAAGCCAAACGUCAUGACAGAGUGCAAAAUACAUAGUUCUUUCCCCGCCCCAACAUGGUAAUGAUUUUCAUAGUGGUUUAAUUUCGCAGUCUGACAACUUACGAAUAACUCUGUCCUUCCAUUUGCUCACUUUUUCCUUCACCCAUCUUUUUAAAAAAAAUAAAUAAAUAAAUGAAUAAAGCUGCUGUGACAAACA